AUGUUCGCUUGCUACUCCAUCGAGGAGAAAACGAACACGUUGCUCAAUUUCCCAGAGCAAAUACAUUUCCUUGCGUCACCGCUUGCGUUGCGUUCGAUUUGCAUGAAUUUCCCAACGAAAGGUUUAGGUUUACUGUUUGUUGAAAUCGAAACAGCUUUGGACGAUCCUGUUGUCUGUGAUCUCGCUACUGAACGAGCCGAAUACGUACAGCCCUGCCAACGUGGAUGCCUCUGUGAUGUAUAGACGCUGGCGUGACUCCAAGGGUAAAGACAAAGAGUAUGAAAAUAUCAUAAGAAAACAAGCACAGGCAGCAAAGAUGGAAGCUGAAAAGGAGGGGAUCGUCGUUCCGGUAACGUUGGAGGAUUAUUGCAUCAAGACUCAUGCGAGGCCAGCCGAGCAACAGCUAGACAUGACGGAUUUCUAUGAUGACGAGUACGAGCUGGACGACGACGACGACGACGACGACGACGAGCAAAUGAGCGCCAGCGACUACGAAGACGGUGACGACAGUGGUAACGGAGAGUCGUGA
Molecule: messenger RNA, 529 nt
Organism: Heterotrigona itama
Lineage: Eukaryota; Metazoa; Arthropoda; Insecta; Hymenoptera; Apidae
Source: the annotation of a GenBank genome assembly